This is a messenger RNA of Engraulis encrasicolus (European anchovy), 6580 nucleotides long. It is a transcript of the gene mxi1, whose product is annotated as max interactor 1, dimerization protein. Gene Ontology annotation, biological process: regulation of transcription by RNA polymerase II. The coding region runs from base 575 to 1318 and encodes 247 amino acids. The record is from RefSeq and is a predicted model, not a curated record. NCBI's taxonomy places the organism in Eukaryota, Metazoa, Chordata, Actinopteri, Clupeiformes, Engraulidae. The transcript is spliced from 6 exons. Gene Ontology annotation, molecular function: DNA-binding transcription factor activity, RNA polymerase II-specific; protein dimerization activity; RNA polymerase II cis-regulatory region sequence-specific DNA binding.
GAUGGCCAGAUGAAUUUACCAGUCACGGGCAAGCUUGUGCCAUGUUAUGCUGGAGCUGUCUCGUGCGCAAUGACUCCAUGUCCCAUAAUGCUCCGCGGCGGGGGCUCAUCUCCUCCUCUCAGCUGAGAAGCUAGGUAAACAAACUGGGGGAGGAGUGAGAGCAGGCAGCAGGGACUUUGCAGGCUGUGGGCUUUUUGGGGGAUCUUUUAUAUCGUUUAUAUUCUUUUUUUACGAUUUGUAGUUGUCUGUUUCCUACACCCUUUUAAUACUUUGAUACUUCGACUUCGAGACUUGUAACAGCAGAACUCCGCCUGAAUUUGUUGCAAGGAGGCUAGCUAGCUUGCUCGUCGGCAACAAAUACCCUAGACCUAGACGUUAGUUAGCUGCAUAUUUUUUUGCAAGGUAUUCGAUUUUAACAACCAGCAAAUACAACAGCAUUUUAAUUUUCACAAGUCUCAGAUUAUAGACAGCAAUAUUUAUCCCUAAAAUAUCGAUAUCAGCCUGUCGCCUCAGUAAUAAUUCUGCCCAGUCGCUAACUGUAUCAGAUCCAACACGUAUCGUUAGCUCCAGCAGAAUGACGACGGGUGUACAGCUGAUUAAUAUCCAGAGGUUAUUGGAAGCUGCGGAAUAUCUAGAAAGAAGAGAACGAGAAUGCGAACACGGAUAUGCGUCGACGUUUCCAUCUAUCCAGAACACAAACUAUCAAAGACAGCGAAAGUUUCGAAACAAAAAGUUCAACAAUAACCACAACAGGUCCACACACAACGAGCUGGAGAAAAACCGGCGAGCUCAUCUCCGGCUGUGUCUGGAGAGACUGAAGGCCCUCAUCCCGCUGGGGCCAGACUGCAACCGCCACACCACCCUGGGGCUGCUCAACAAAGCCAAAGCACAUAUAAAGAAACUUGAAGAGGCGGACCGCCGGAGCCUGCACCAGCUGGACUGCCUGGAGCGGGAGCAGCGUCACCUCCAGAGGCAGCUGGACCUGCUUCAGGGCUCCGGGGGCGCCACCUCGCUAGCGGCCGGACCGCAGUCCUCCUCCUCCUCCUGCUCCAUCUCCUCUCCGUCCUGCUCCCCUUCCUCCUCUGGCGAGGGCGGCGAGCGGAUACGCAUGGACAGCGUAGGCUCCACCCUGUGCUCCGACCGCUCCGAUUCCGACCAAGAAGAGAUCGAGGUGGACGUGGAGGGCACGGAGUUCUCCCACGGCGAGCUGGACAGCGCCAGUACGGCCAGCACCAGCGACCUGGACGACCACAGCAGCCUGCAGAGCGUGGCCAGCGACGAGGGCUACUCCAGCUGCAGUGUCAAGCUGGCCUCCUAGAGACUGCCCCCAAUCAGCCACCACCACCCCCUCCAAUCACCCCCCCUCCAACCAACCCCCUUCACCAUCAGACAACUGGUCAAACCAACGACCAACCGAUCACCCAACCAGCCAGCCAGCCAGCCAGCCAGCCACGAGGGCUACUCCAGCUGCAGUGUCAAGCUGGCCUCCUAGAGACUGUGCCCAAUCUCCAGCCUCCUCCAAUCUCCACCCCCUUUACCCAAACAACCAAUGGCCCCUCUUCACUUGCUCUUUAAGUACAACCAGUCAAACAACCAACCAGCUAUGGCCCGUCUACUCAGGCCCGUCUAGCAGCAGUGUCAAGCGGACGCCCCCAGAGAGACUGCCCCAACCCCCCACCCACUCCAACCACUCCCUUUUACGAUCAGACAACCAGUCAAACCACCACCAAUGGCUCCUCUUCACUUACCCUACUGGUUUCUAAACUGGCCUCUUUGUGACUGCCUCAACCUCCAGCCUCUGUUCAAUCCUUCCAUCACCUUACACCCUUCAUCAAAAACCAGAGAAACAGUGGCCCGUUUACACCUGCUUUAAGGUGUACCCACCAGCGACGAGGGCUGGGAUUGGUUAGUCUUUCGGAGGCCCACUUGCGUCCCUUCCAACCCCUCUCACCAAAAACCAAGCAUUCAGACGACAAAACCAACCGGCCAACUACGGCCCCUACUCUACAUCCUAUUGUACACGUACACUCUACUCAACUCCAACUUGAGAUGCGCCUGCUUCCCUCCUACCUUCCUUACGUCCCGACAUCACCCACAACUGCUUCCCCCUUACGCCUGUCCAAAUACCCUCUCUUCUCCUGGGUACUCCCCACUUCCUCUUCCCUCUCCAACAGGAAAUCCAGUCCCACCCUCCAACCCCCUAAGCCCAAAGUCCAUCCACACCCAGCCUACAACACAGACUGAACUCUUUUGACUUGCCUCUCUGCAAAAAGCCCUUCCUUGGCCCUCAACCCCUCAAUGACGACCACUAUCACCAUCACCACUACCACCACCACCGCCAUCUUGAAUUUCGGAAAGGUGGUAUCAGCAAAGCAGCCGACCCCACCACCCCUCCUCUCUGCUCUCUCCAGCUUCCUCCUCCCCCUCCCCAUUGAACACCAUGGCAAGAGCAGUGGAUCGGUCGGGUCGCUCACCGUGACGACGGGUUGAAGCUGUGUUCCCGACCCCGAGUGCGUGUUUUGCAUGAGGAGCAUUUUAUGUGCCCUUGUUUUUUGCGAAAUGGGGGUAGGGGGUGGGUUGGGUUGAAAAUUUCUUACGUUUCGUCGGGGGGUUGUGGAUUUUAUUUGUUUUGGUGUGUGUUGUACAGGGCCUUGCUGUAUGCCACUUAAAAGCUUCAGACACAGUGAUGCCAUGCAGAAGCCUUCCUUGAAGUGUGUGAAGCUGUUAAGGACAGGAAGAGGGGGUGUUGUUGGUAGAUCUCGUGAACAAAGGCUUUUGCCAUUGAGCGCAACGAAAAAGCCUACUUCAUCACUUCUUAGGUUUGGUUUUAUUUGCAACGGCAGUUGGGCAUAUAGGAAUUUUUACUUGUGUGGUUUUAAAAAGAGAUGAAAAAAAACGUCCAUUUUGAAUUCAAGAUUCACAUACGUACUGAAAACAAAGACCAAAAAAAACAACAAGAAAAGAAAUCGAAGCACUUAAAAUUGAACUGUUAUUUAGGGUUUUUUGUUUCAAGCUCAGUCUUACUGUUAGUGUGUGAAUCCUAAAAUGACCACCUUUUUGUCAGCGUCGGUUUUUACUUUUACAUCUGCCGACUGACCACGUACAAGUAGAACCUUUUGGAAUGCAUUGUAGUCUGUGUGUGUAUUGUUGUGUGGGGGAGGGCGGGGGGGCUCGCAAACUUUUUUGCCAUAUCAACACUGGUUUUUGGCCUGCUUGCUUCCGCAGUUUAUUUGGAUGACAUUAUUGUUUUUGUUUUGUUUUUUCUCUCUUCUUCCUCCACAUGCUCUUUGGUUUGUACCAGCCCUUCACUGGCACAAAUACUGUUUUUUUGGUGCUACGUGAUAAAAGAAAAACAAAAACCUUGGCCACGGAUUACUACUUUGAGUAAUUCCAUUGCCCACCAAAAAAAAACCAUAGACAAAAAGUAUGUUUGUCCUCCUUGGUCCAACAACCCUUGUCGCUCCCCUGUUUGUGACGUUUUUGAGGUGAGAUUUCAAGGAGUGGCAUUCAAUGUAAGCGCAGCUGCAGUACCACCACCACAACCACCACCAAGCGCCACCACUUCUUAUUGCACUUGCAUACUCAGUAGGUGGGCAUAGCAAAACAGGCUUGAUAUAUUGAUAUUUCAACAAUAAUAAUUAAAGAAAAACAAAAGAAAACCCAGAAAAAAUGGAAAAAGAGAAGGACAAAAAAAGGACUUUCCAAUAGACAACCCUCCUAGCAGUAACAAGCAAUAACUCCUGUAGUGAUCUCUAUUUCUCUGUCUCGCUCUCUCUCUCUUCUCUUCUCUCGCUUUCUCUCUCCUCUUUCUCUCUCGGCAAUUUGGACAUCUCUCCAGAGAUGCAAGACCCAAAGUUGUCCGUCCAGUAAGCAGCUCUUACGACUUGCUUAUGAAUAUUAUUUUUAUUUUGUACAUACAAUACAGAUAGUUUAAUAAUAAAGAAAAAAGAUUUUAAAUGAAGGAAUGUGGAGUUUUAAAAAGAAAAAAAGGAAAAAAAAUGGUAGGAGCUGUUUGCUGUCCGGUCCCUUGAUAUUUGAACUCUGUUUUUUGUGUCAUCUGUGUGUAUGUGUGUGCGCGUGUUUUUAAAAGUUAUAUUUUUCUCUCAAGAAUUCGGACGGCCAAGUGCGCCCUAAGACACAGGUGGGGCAUGGACAGUGUUAUACUUUGUUCGUUUUGCUGGUUGAAAGGUUCAAAAGUUUCCACUUUGUAUCCAGACCAAAAGAAGGAAAGAAAAAAAAGGCACACACAUACACACGAAAGAAAUAACAAAGAAAAACAGAAGAAGUUAUGGGUCCCACACCAAAGUAGGAAAAUAAAAAACAAUUUGAGAAUAAGGUUCCAUACCAGCUUAACUACGAAAAAGGCUUUGUGAAACUUUUCACCUCCUAUGGAGCAGUCUAAAGUUUCUCAUUCUUGGAGAUUACGAUGAGGUUGACGGAGAGUUGAAUGUCUUGUGUGACACGGUAAACUCAGAUAUAAAGAUGGAAGAAAAAUUGUACUAAAUAUAUCACCGAUGCCUUGUAAUAUUAUUCUUACCUGUACUGCAAAGGAACCCAGCGUACAACAUGUUUUUUUGUUUGUUUUUCACAAAGUCAAAUCCAAAGUAAAACUGAUAUGAGGAAUUCAAUCUAUCUCAUCCUCGGGAACCUACGCUCAAAUUAAAAACAAAAUCCCUCUGGUGGAAGACCUAUUAUUUUUAGGACAUUUUAAAAGAACAUGACUCGAUGAUGAUUACUCCUUCCUUUUUUUCCUCCCUGCGUUCAUCAUAAAAAAAAGAAAUGUAUUUAUUUUCUCAAUGUAUUGUACCUUUUUUGUUUUCCUUGGUUCAUAUUUUUCCAGGUGACAUGUCAUGCAUUCCACUGUCAUUUUAGGUGCAUAAGGUUGUUUUCCUUGCAUAUUUUAAAGAAAAAAGCUUCUGGACCGAAUCUUUUUUGUUAUUUGUUCUUCCUUAACCCAACUAUCUUUUAUUUAAUCCAUAUACACUUCUUGAUCACAUCCCCUGCUGUAAGUUUUGUCCUCUCGUGUUUUUGCUCUUUGUCACUCUGCCCAGAAGGCUUACAGCUUGUCCAUAUUUAUUUUAUCUUAAUUUUUGUCCUUCUUGCUAUAACUCAAAAAAAUGACAAAAAGAAAAAAACCUAAUUUAUUUGUUUGUCCUUGUCCAAAAAGUAGUGUCACCUCUUUUUAUUUGUUUGACGUAAAUAUCACUUCUUUUCUUGUUGUUAUUCACAGAAUUUGGUUAUUUUUUAAUAUAUUUGGAGGGGCAAAAACAAACAAACAAAAAAUAUAUACAUCCCAGGUUGUGUAGCCAUUUUAUUUAUUUUAAUUCCUUUAUCCUUCCCAAUUCUGUUGCUGAUAUUGAGAGCGCAGAAUGAGAUUCUCAUCCUGCCUAGGGUUAGCUACCUGUCUGUAACAAAUUUACGAAAAAGGCUGCAAUCCAAUUCAGCCUUUAUUAUGUUCCAGUCAACAAAAGGAGUCCAGUGUCCUUUUAAGGUCCUGUUUUAAAACUGAAUAAGAUGUUCAGAGGCACCUCAGAAAGGCGUCAGGAUUAUUUUUUGGUAGUCACCCGAACCAAACACUCCACUGGCUUACUAGAAAAAGCGGAAAACUUCUGCGAGUUCCGACUGUCUUUGCUUCGUGUGUUACUGGAGUCAUUAUCACUGUCGUCAAUGAAGCUUGACCUUAAGGAAGUGAUUUGGAAAUGAAAUGUUAUGUAAUGUCAGACAUUUUGUGGUAGCCUCGUUUUUGGCUCCAAGAGAAUAAGCUCUCUUUCUUCUCUCUAUUUAUCUUUUUAUCUCUCCCUCUCUCUCUCUUUUGUUGUUUUGGCCGAUGAGAAGAAUCGAACUUCUAAAGAAGAACAUGGUAAUAAAUAAAAAGAGAAUUAAAAAAAAAACCUUUUUAAAAACGUGGUGCUCUUCCUCAGCCAAUGGCCAAACCCCCUUGUCACAAGACUCCCCUCCCCCCCCCUCGUGUGAUACUACUAUAGCCUAUUUCCCCAACCACCGAGGAGGGUGCAUUUCUCUUUCUUUUUAUCCCCCCCAUUUCUCUCUCUCUCUCAUCUCUCAUGACUCCAUUCUUAUGUUGUUACUUUUAUUUCAUUUUUUUGGAGUAUUAAGUUGUUUUUGUUUUUUGCUUUCUGUUUUUGUUUUGUUUUCUCGGAAAUCUGCACUAUGAUAAAAGAAGAAAAAAAAAAACACGUGGGGCCCAUUGUUAACAUUGACGACAACACCGUGUUCCUCCGAUGAAACGGCCUCGAGUCGCCACCACCUAUAACAAUGUGUUGUGUGGGGAGCCCACCUACACACACACACACACACACCCAGAGCCCCCCCCCCCCUGUAUGCACGGUGCAUACGGUAUCCUGGCGAUAGUCGCAAGGGGAUUGAUAUACAAAAUGGACUGUUCCAAUGUGACAGAUGGGAGCAGUGACGGCGGCUGCUCUGGUCCCUGUGUAGUCAAGAGCCCCUAGUGUCAUGUCAUGUGUCGGUGCUGGCUUUGGAAUUUCACUGAAUGAGUGAGAAGGGAGAGCUGAGCUGUCGAUGAAAAAAAAAAGAAAUAAAGCUAUUCCACCCUGGAAAAAUA